AUGCAGGAGUCUGAGGCAAGCGUAUACCAGUUGCAGCCCAACAUCAUCUCGGUGCGCCUCUUCAAGAGGAAAGUUGGCGGCCUGGGCUUUCUUGUGAAGCAAAGGGUCUCCAAGCCGCCCGUGAUCGUGUCUGACCUGAUCCGGGGCGGGGCGGCCGAGGAAUGCGGCCUAGUGCAGGUGGGCGACAUCGUCCUGGCGGUUAACAAUAAGCCUCUGGUGGAGCUGAGCUACGAGCGUGCGCUGGAGACACUAAAGAACGUGUCGCCCGAGAGUCACGCAGUGCUGAUCCUGCACGGGCCCGAGGGCUUCACCACCCACCUGGAGACCACUCUGUCAGGGGACGGUCGGCCCCGCACUGUGCGGGUCACCCGACCUGCCUUUCCACCUUCCAAAUCCUACGAGAAUUGCUCCCCUCAGCUAAGGACCAUUAAGAACCUGUCGUCGCCAUCCAUCACGCUGCUGGCCACCCAGGAUCCCCUGCUGGUGAGGGAGGGGGGCCGCGGCGGUGGCCUGUUCUGUAACGGGCUGGAGGACAACAAUGAGCUGCUGAAGGAGAUCGAGCCUGUGCUGCGCCUCAUCAGGAACACUAAGAAGGAGAUCAACGGCGACAGCCAGAGGAACACCGCCAGCAGAGACGCCGAGAUCCAAGUGGCCUGGGACCUUGGCGUGGGCAACGGGACUUCACCGCAACUGUCGACCGAGAACAAAAGAAGACGGGACAACAUGCCGGUGGUGCUGCACAACAUUGAGGCCGAGCAGGGGUCCGAUGUGGGUAAGACGUCGCCCACCAAGACGGUCCAGAACGGAAGCCCCUCCAAGUGCCCCCGAUUUCUCAAGAUCAAGAACUGGGAGACGGGAAGCGUCCUGAAUGACACGCUCCACCACAGCUCCACAAAGAUGCCUACAUGUGGCGAGAAUGUGUGCCAGGGUUCUAUCAUGAUGCCCAACCAGCACACCCGCAAGCCUGAUGAAGCACGGCCCAAAGAAGAGCUCCUGACUUUGGCCACAGACUUCAUCGACCAGUACUAUACCUCCAUCAAAAGAUACAGCUCAAAGGCUCACAUGGACCGACUGGAGGAGGUGACCAAGGAGAUCGAGACGUCAGGAACGUACCAACUUAAAGAUACAGAGCUCAUAUAUGGCGCCAAGCACGCCUGGAGGAACGCUGCCCGUUGCGUGGGGAGGAUCCAGUGGUCUAAACUGCAGGUGUUUGACGCAAGGGACUGCACAACAGCUCAUGGAAUGUACAACUACAUCUGCAACCACAUCAAGUACGCUACCAACAAAGGCAACCUGAGGUCGGCCAUUACCAUCUUUCCUCAAAGGACGGACUGCAAGCAUGAUUACCGUGUGUGGAACUCUCAGCUCAUACGCUACGCCGGAUACAAACAGCCCGACGGCAGCAUCCUGGGGGACCCGGCUAAUGUUGAAUUUACUGAGAUUUGCAUGCAGCUUGGGUGGAAGGCACCCAAAGGUCGCUUCGAUGUGUUGCCCCUCCUGCUGCAGGCCAACGGGAACGACCCAGAACUCUUUGAGAUCCCCGAAGACUUGGUCCUAGAGGUGCCGAUCACGCACCCCAAGUACGAGUGGUUCAAGGAUUUGGAUCUGAAGUGGUACAGCUUGCCUGCAGUCUCCAACAUGUUGCUGGAGAUCGGAGGACUGGAGUUCACCGGCUGCCCCUUUAGCGGCUGGUACAUGGGCACCGAGAUUGGCGUCAGGGACUUCUGCGAUAGUUCUCGCUACAACAUUCUAGAGGAUGUCGCUAAAAAGAUGUCCUUGGAUACACGGAAGACUUCUUCUUUAUGGAAAGACCAAGCUCUGGUGGAGAUCAAUAUUGCAGUACUCCACAGUUUUCAGGUGUGCAAAGUGACCAUCGUAGACCACCACUCGGCCACGGAGUCAUUCAUGAAGCACAUGGAGAACGAGUACCGGGUGCGCGGUGGUUGCCCAGGCGACUGGGUGUGGAUUGUGCCGCCCAUGUCGGGCAGUAUCACGCCCGUCUUCCACCAGGAGAUGCUCAACUACAGACUCACGCCCUCCUUUGAGUAUCAGGUGGAUCCGUGGCACAGUCACGUCUGGAAAGGAGUCAACGGGACGCCUACCAAGAAACGAGCCAUUGGCUUCAAGAAACUUGCCAAGGCGGUGAAGUUCUCAGCCAAGCUGAUGGGCGCUGCCAUGGCCAAGCGCGUCAAAGCCACCAUCCUGUUCGCCACUGAGACGGGCAAGUCUCAGGACUACGCCAAGACGCUGUGUGAAAUCUUCAAGCACGCUUUUGACGCAAAGGUGAUGGCCAUGGACGAGUACGACGUGGUGGACCUGGAACACGAGACGCUGGUGCUGGUGGUGACCAGCACAUUCGGCAACGGCGAUCCACCUGAGAACGGAGAGAAAUUCGGCGCUGCCUUGAUGGAGAUGCGGCACCCGACAACAAACACCGAAGACAGAAAGACCUACAAAGUUCGUUUCAACAGCGUGUCCUCAUACUCUGAUACCAGGAAGUCGUCCAGCGAUGAGCCAGAAGCCAAAGUCAACUUUGAGAGCACCGGACCGCUCGCCAACGUCAGGUUCUCGGUGUUUGGCCUUGGCUCGAGGGCCUACCCACACUUCUGCGCCUUUGCCCACGCUGUGGACACGCUGUUCGAGGAGCUCGGGGGGGAGCGCAUCCUCCGCAUGGGCGAGGGAGACGAGCUGUGUGGCCAGGAGGAGUCCUUCAGAACUUGGGCCAAGAAGGUUUUUAAGGCCGCUUGCGACGUUUUCUGCGUGGGCGACGACGUCAACAUCGAGAAGGCCAACGACUCACUCAUCAGCAACCACCGCAGCUGGAAGAAAAGCAAGUUCCGCUUGACGUACACCGCAGAGGCGCCUCCUCUCACUGACGCACUCUACAGCAUCCAUAAGAAGCGAGUUUACGCAGCCAAAAUGCUGGAAUCGCAAAACCUCCAAAGUCCCAAAUCCAACCGCUCUACAAUUUUUGUCCGGCUCGACACCAACGGGCACGAAAAGCUUUGCUAUCACCCGGGCGACCAUCUGGGCAUCUUCGCCGGCAACCACGAGGAUCUGGUCACGGCGCUUGUUGAAAAACUGGAGGAUGCGCCCGAUGUCAAUCAAAUCGUUAAAGUGGAGUUCCUGGAGGAGAGGAACACCGCGCUGGGGGUCAUCAGUAACUGGACCAAUGCCAGCCGUAUCCCACCCUGCACCAUCUUCCAGGCCUUCCAGUAUUUUCUGGACAUUACUACGCCACCCACUCCUGUACUCCUGCAACAGUUUGCCACCCUGGCGACUAACGACAAACACAAGAAGAGACUGGAGGUGCUCAGUAAGGGGCUGCAGGAGUAUGAGCAAUGGAAAUGGUUUAAUACGCCUACCCUGGUGGAGGUCCUAGAUGAGUUCCCAUCAGUGCAGUUGCCGUCGACGCUGCUGCUCACCCAACUGCCUCUGCUACAGCCGCGCUACUACUCCAUCAGCUCGUCACCUGACGUUCACCCAGGCGAGAUCCAUCUCACCGUUGCUGUCGUCUCUUACCGGGCCAAAGACGGAGAAGGCCCAGUCCACCAUGGCGUUUGCUCAUCGUGGCUUAACAGGAUCGAAAAGGGUGACAUGGUGCCCUGCUUUGUGCGAAGCGCGCCGUUGUUCCGGCUUCCUAAAGACCACCAAGCACCUUGCAUCCUGGUUGGCCCUGGGACGGGCAUCGCCCCCUUCAGGAGCUUCUGGCAGCAGAGGAUGUUUGACCUCCAGCACAAAGGUGUGGAGUCCCGGCCCAUGAUUCUGGUGUUUGGAUGUCGUCAGUCGGAAAUGGACCACAUCUACAAGGAGGAAACCAUUCAAGCCAGGAACAAGGAGGUCUUCAAGGAGCUCUACACCGCCUAUUCUAGAGAACCUGGAAAACCAAAGAAAUACGUGCAGGACAUUCUUCGCGAGCAUCUGUCCGAGCGAGUUUACCGGUGCCUGCGCGAGGAGGGCGGCCACAUGUACGUGUGCGGAGACGUCACCAUGGCGGGAGACGUCCUCAAAACCGUGCAGCAGAUCAUUAAACUCCACGGAAACAUGAGCUUGGAGGACGCCGGCUUCUUCAUCAGCAAGCUGAGGGACGAGAACCGCUACCACGAGGACAUCUUUGGCGUUACCCUGCGCACGUACGAGGUCACCAACCGCCUCCGCUCCGAAUCCAUCGCCUACAUCGAGGAGAGCAAGAAAGAUUCUGAUGAGUAG
Messenger RNA from Nerophis lumbriciformis (worm pipefish), 4209 nucleotides. The record is from RefSeq and is a predicted model, not a curated record. Lineage: Eukaryota; Metazoa; Chordata; Actinopteri; Syngnathiformes; Syngnathidae.